Messenger RNA from Dendronephthya gigantea, 642 nucleotides. RefSeq lists its product as uncharacterized. The coding region runs from base 29 to 406 and encodes 125 amino acids. Lineage: Eukaryota; Metazoa; Cnidaria; Anthozoa; Malacalcyonacea; Nephtheidae. The record is from RefSeq and is a predicted model, not a curated record. The transcript has 7 exons.
AAACCUACAUGUCAUCAAGAAACAUCAGAUGUUUGUUGGAAUCCUCAAAAGUUCUAAACUCUUCGUACAAAAACAGGAACAACGUGAACUACUUGACAAAAAUGGGGAUUGCAAUAGAGUUUUGGUCUAUGGAACCGACUUGAGACACAAAAAACUAUUUUUGUUGAGCCACGACGAAAAAACGAAUUUACAGAGGCAAUGGAAGGAUUUUAUGAAAACGUUCGCAACCCAUGCAGAGAACAAGCGUGCUGUUUCUUGUCGUUUGCCAAAGAAAGACCGAAAAUAUGUGUGCCAGGAUCAGGUGACCAGCUGUGCAUUCACCCCCAGGUUCUUGAACAAGAAACACACACGGCCAAGAGGCAUUUGUGCCAUACAAAGGUGUUAUCAUGCAAAGACGUGUCAUUAAUAUAAUUUGCUGCAACAAGCGAUAUACCAGUGGAACUUCAAAAUGCACAUGUCAUCAAGAAACAUCAGAUGUUUGUUUGAAUCCUCAAAACAGUACCCGACUCCGCAGUUUUAAAUUCUUCGUACGAAAACAAGUAGAAAUUUUGUAAUAUAUUUUGAAAGGAGAGUCUCUAACCCCUCUUCUUUUCUGGAUUACUACUAUUUUUAAGCGGUGUACAUGCUAUAAUACCACUACAC